AGUUAGUUUCUGGGAAACAUUCCUGGUUUUGCUCCGCCGCCUAAACCAAGAAAUCCGUAGUGUUGAAUCUGUCGCUGCGGCUCUGUAUUCUCGGGGUUCUCUUGCUAGGGCUCGCACCUCACACAAUAAUCAUGGAUCUAUUACGCUCGUACGCGGAUGAUGAAAUGGAGGGCCAAGAGCAAUCCGAAGAACUACAUGAACCCUCCUCUUCCGACCAAAACCCUAACUCUCAACUGUUGGAUCCUUCAAGUAACUCCUCGCCUGAUUCGUCCCCGAUUCGGGUUCCACUCCCAUCCAAAUCCGCCGCCCCGAAAAUUAACGACACGAUGCUGGCCCUCACAGUCGCCGGCGGGGCAGCUCAAGCUCUCUCGAAACCGCUAGACCCGACUCAACACUCGGUCUCCUACAAUCCCACGUAUGACCAGCUCUGGGCUCCAAUUUACGGCCCUGCACACCCGUAUGCCAAGGACGGUCUGGCACAGGGAUUGCGCAAUCACAAGCUUGGAUUUGUAGAGAAUGCUUCAAUUGAGCCGUUCGUUUUCGAUGAGCAAUACAAUACGUUUCAGAAAUACGGGUAUGCAUUUGACCCCUCUGCGAAUAGCUAUGUUGGGGAUAUGAAGGCCUUGCAGAAGAAUGACGCAAUGUCAGUGUAUAAUAUACCACAGACCGAGCAGAAGAAGAGGAAGCUGGAGAAGAAGAAGGAGAUGGUUGAGAACGAAGAGGUAGAGGAUGAAGGGGAUGCCGAUAUGACGGAAGUGGAUAAUCCUUCCACUGAGGUGUGGUUGAGGAAGAAUAGGAAGAGUCCUUGGUCUGGGAAGAAGGAGGGUCUGCAAACAGAACUGACCGAGGAGCAAAAGAAGUAUGCUGAAGAGUAUGCGAAGAAGAAGGGCGAGGAGAAAGGUGAAAGAGAAAAGGCAGAGCCUUUGGUUGAGAAGACUACAUUUCACGGUAAGGAAGAAAAAGAUUAUCAGGGUAGGUCGUGGAUUGCUCCUCCUAAGGAUGCGAAGCCUCAAAAUGAGCAUUGUUAUAUUCCCAAGAGAUUGGUGCAUACUUGGAGUGGCCACACGAAAGGAGUUUCGGCUAUUCGGUUCUUCCCUAACCAUGGUCAUCUGAUUUUGUCUGCUGGAAUGGAUUCUAAAGUGAAGAUUUGGGAUGUUUUCAAUUCAGGGAAGUGCAUGAGGACUUAUAUGGGACACUCUAAGGCAGUGAGAGAUAUUUGGUUUAGCAAUGAUGGAACAAAAUUUUUAUCUGCUAGCUUCGAUAAUAAUAUUAAGUAUUGGGAUACUGAGACUGGGAAAGUAAUAUCUACUUUUUCCACGGGGAAAAGGCCUUACGUGGUGAGGCUUAAUCCUGAUGAGGAUAAACAGAAUUUGCUUUUGGCUGGUAUGAGUGAUAAGAAGAUAGUACAAUGGGAUAUGAACACUGGACAGAUCACUCAGGAGUAUGAUCAGCAUCUUGGAGCAGUUAAUACUAUCACUUUUGUGGAUGACAACAGAAGGUUUGUGACUUCUAGUGAUGAUAAAUCUCUCCGUGUUUGGGAAUUUGGCAUUCCCGUUGUAAUAAAGUAUAUUAGUGAACCGCACAUGCAUUCAAUGCCAUCAAUUGCGCCACAUCCAAAUGGGAAUUGGCUUGCAGCUCAGAGUUUGGAUAAUCAAAUUCUUAUCUACAGCACUAGGGAGAGGUUUCAGCUGAACAAAAAGAAGAGAUUUGCUGGACAUAUUGUUGCUGGGUUUGCAUGUCAGGUUAAUUUCUCACCUGAUGGGCGGUUUGUCCUGUCAGGAGAUGGUGAAGGUAGAUGCUGGUUUUGGGAUUGGAAGAGUUGCAAAGUGUUUAGAACGUUAAGGUGUCACGAUGGAGUUUGUUUUGGUACUGCCUGGCACCCAUUGGAGCAAAGCAAAGUGGCUACUUGUGGGUGGGAUGGCUUGAUCAAAUACUGGGACUGAAGCAUAGAUUUGUGAUUUUUCAUCAACCUCACUGGCAGAAAAGGUUUCUUGAAUGGAGAGGAGCUGUAGAUAUGAGAAGACAUAUGAGCUCACAGAUAGAUCUUUAAAUUUUAAAAGGCUUUUAAGGCAGCAGCAUGUACUAAAUGUAACUUGUUUCCAUGGUUUCCCUUCUAUAUAAUGUGUACUUCGGUGAAUUUAUGUAUUUCAGUGAUUUUGAGCACCAGGAGGCGCCAAUCAGCCAAUUCAUACGAAAGUGUCUAAACUUAUCUGGAUUUGUUCGUUUGACCUCUUUCAUUUGCUGCUGUUUAUGUGGUAAUGUAGAAUCAUAGCUCAUAACAUGAUUGCUUUCCACUGC
Messenger RNA from Cuscuta epithymum, 2298 nucleotides. The record is from the annotation of a GenBank genome assembly. NCBI's taxonomy places the organism in Eukaryota, Viridiplantae, Streptophyta, Magnoliopsida, Solanales, Convolvulaceae.